This is a messenger RNA of Malus domestica (apple), 685 nucleotides long. Lineage: Eukaryota; Viridiplantae; Streptophyta; Magnoliopsida; Rosales; Rosaceae. The record is from RefSeq and is a predicted model, not a curated record.
GAUACAUUUCUUAUAUAGCUUCUGGUUUGUUCAGGCUCUAUUUAUGCCGUAUGACCAUAAGAACACAACCCCAGAUGGACUUUCCUCCCACCAGAUGAAGUCAUUGCUUGAAGAACUCAACCAACUGCAUUUCCAAAAGCGUUGCAUGGUUGGGUCUGGUGGAGGUUCUGUUGGGUACCUGGCACAUGGGACAGCAACUGAUUUUAUGUUCGACAUUGUAAAGGUGCCAAUGGCUUUCACCUUUGAGAUAUAUGGAGAUGGAGCAGCCUCAUCAAGAGAUUGCUUCAAAAUGUUCAAUCCCACAGAAUUGGGUACCUUUCAAUGGUCAGUUAAUGAAAACAGUAUAAAUCUUUUCGCUUUCAGAGAGUUCUCAAUGAAUGGUCAGCUGCAUUUUUCACAAUUUUUUAAAUUGGGGCCAGAGCAGCUUGGUGAAAAUUAUUCAAAGUCUUCUGUGCCCACCUUAUUAGACAAGUGGGUAUCCAUAGAUGAGUAUCUUGAAGGGUACUUAGUCGAGAGGAGUAGUAGAUACGGAAAGAAGAUGGAGGUGCUUGAACUAGGAAUGCAGGAGAUAAGAACAUAUUUCAGGCUCUUCUUGUUAUCGUCUGUUCUGUUAAUGUUCAUGUUCUGUUCCAGAAUUUCAAAAAGCAAGUGUGCCAGACCAAUUGUUUCUGCUAUUGCAAUCUGA